Cherax quadricarinatus is the source of this 2402-nucleotide messenger RNA. The record is from RefSeq and is a predicted model, not a curated record. NCBI's taxonomy places the organism in Eukaryota, Metazoa, Arthropoda, Malacostraca, Decapoda, Parastacidae.
AGGAUAGGAUUGUAACCUAAAUAAGCGCCAUCUAACAGUAUUUUGUCUUGUUUUACAGGAACAAGAGAGGCAGGAUGAAUCCUGGGACUUGGAGGACAUGCCCUAAUGGUCUCCUCUAUUCGAGUCCAAUGGUACACCCACGCCUCCUUCUGCUACUACUGCUGCUGCUGCUGCUCUUCCUGCUAGCAGGGGCCCAGGAGCCACCACCCAACUACUCUCAGGACAUGUUACCUGAUACCAACUUCACUUGUAAUGACAAGGCGACAGGUGGCUACUAUGCUGAUCCUGAAGCCAGCUGUCAGAUGUUCCACGUGUGUGUCAGAGUGUCUGAUGAAGAGAUCCGCGACUUCCGGUUCGUGUGUCCCAACAAUACGGUGUUUGAUCAACAGAAUUUUAUUUGUACGAACUGGUGGGAGAUAGACUGUAAGAGAUCAACGAGAUACUACAGCAAGAAUGAUCUCUUCAGGGAGGCUGAAACUACAACUGAAGCUGUGUAUGAGUAUGAGAAGCCGCUCUCUUACUAUGAGUACAUGUAUGAUGAGUAUAGUGACACGCAGUCAAGAAAUAGACCCGAUUAUGGGUUAGACUAUUAUGACCAGGAUGGUAGACAGCGGUACGAGCGAGCGAGGAGUAGACAGGGUAAAUCACAAGAUGGUAGUACCACUAGUUCUACGGCAACUCCAUUCACAACACCUGUGACUACUACUACUACUACUACUACCACUACUACUACUACUACUACUACCACAACGACUCCUAAACCGACUACUACAAGUACAACAACUAUUACCAACACAGCGCCUCUGAUCACCACUUCACGUCCCUUCCUCAGUUUUCCUCCGGCUUUUAAGGUGGGGAAACCUGUGGUCAGUAUCAGCAGCUCUGUUUCACAUAAAUCCAACCAUGACCAUACCUCAGGAUUUUCCAGGUUCCAGAAUCCUUCCAGGAUUGAAUCGUCAUCAACAAGAGCUAUCCGUCAAGAGACAUUAAGAGAUGAUGAGGUUGAUGAACUGUAUGAUGGAGUUGACGACCCAUUUGCUCACUAUGACUGGCGAAGAGACUCUUCAGGUGUAACAGCCUCCACUAAGACCACAUAUGAACAACGUUUUGGGGCCAGCAGUCGAUCUAGACAGCAUCCUUCAAUGUACUCAACUGCUACCAGGAACCAAGACUCUACAUCGACCUCCCUUAAGAAUAAAAAUUAUCUCGGUGACUCCAGUGAGAGUAGCAGCAAUAUCAGUCACACCAACAACAGAGAAAGUCACACCAGCAACAGAGAAAGAUAUACCAGCAGUAGAGGGUCAACAUUCUUCUCCAACAGCAGGAGGAUACGGCCGCCGGCAGCAGAUCCUGGACGUGAAGAGUUCUCCAACUUCCGCUACUACAGAACAGCCUUCGGGAACAUGUCUUCAGCAGCGCCACCUCCCUCCACAAGCCCUUCACCUCCUAAGUACAGAUCCUCAACGUCCAGGUCAACCUCCGUAACAGUUUCUCCCAUAAUAAGAUCAACCUCUUCAGUGUCUUCGUCCUCUUCAUCUUCAAGCACAAGAGUUCGUCCUGCUGGUUACAUUUCUUCCAGAACCGCUUCAAGAAACACAAGAUAUGCACUUUAUGGCUGAACUCUGCACUACAAAACCCCAGCUGUGAAUACCAAUAGAAAUAAGUUCUUGGGAUUACACAACACACAGUGCUGGGCACUUAACAUAUAUCUUCUUAAUCAAAAUCUGGCUGGUCAGAUUGCAGGAAUAAGUUUUUAGUGCUCAAUAGUUAUUAGAAGACCCAAAAACAGUGUUUGAUACUGACAUAUAGGCGAGUCACAGUGGGUGACUUGAAGGAAUAACCUACAGUUGAUGAAAUACAUUAUCUAACUUAAAUGGAUGGAUAGAAAGGCGAGUGAAUACUGGAUGGAGACACCAGGAGUAGAGAGGUAAAAAUGAGAAAAUCAGUCCCUCAGCCUUGACGAAGCAGCUUUGAGCUGCAAUGAAUGAGCAGAAGCAGAUGAGCUCCUUGAAGUGAGCUACAGCUGAUGAGUACAAUGUAUGAACUCCAGGGGAUGAUCUCAAGAAGAUGAAUCACGGUGAAUGUGCUAGAAUGGAAGCCAGAAGUCUGCAGGAAGAAACUUCUGUAAAUUUUGGGAGAAUGAGCCGUGGACAGACUAGGGUCAUGUCUCUGGUGGCCUUAUAAGGAGCUCGGUAUCUAGGUUUCAAUCCUAUCGACUACACGAAGCUUAUUAAGGCUACACAUCACCUGUACAUCAACCAGUCAGGACUACUGUAUUACCCGAAAUAUGGAUUAAAAUUAUCAAUCACUCUGUGUAUAUACACUGAGAGAUGUAUACGUCUCUGUGUAUAUACACUGAGAGAUUUACACUUCUCUGUGUAUAUACACUGAGAGAUGUGUAC